GGUGCUUUCACCCGGCCACAGAAAGCUUUGAUUUGAGUCUCUGAAUACUUGUUUUUGGUGUUGAGGUUGGUGAGAUUUUCACUUUUUAUUUUCCUUUCCCAAGAGAUAAAGAACAGAAGAGGAGAUGGCAGAAGAGGGACAAGUGCUCGGUUGUCACACCAUUGAAGCUUGGAACGAACAGCUUCAGAAGGGAAAUGAAUCCAAGAAACUGAUAGUUGUUGAUUUCACUGCAUCAUGGUGUGGACCAUGCCGUAUUAUGGCCCCUAUCUUGGCUGAGCUGGCCAAGAAGCUGCCUAAUGUCACUUUUCUCAAGGUGGAUGUGGAUGAACUGAAGUCCAUUGCAACAGACUGGGCAGUGGAGGCUAUGCCAACCUUCGUGUUCCUGAAAGAAGGGAAGAUAGUGGACAAGAUUGUGGGUGCAAAGAAAGAUGAGCUGCACCAGAAGGUCGCACUGCAUGCUGCUGCAUAAAAUAUUAAUUUCCCUAGUGUUUUUAGUAUAUAUUAUAAAACUGCAGUGGAUUCUAUAAAACCUGGCUUUCUAUGACUGAAAUAGUAAUGGAAGUUGUAUGGUUCAUGGUUAUAGUUACUACUCCAAGUACAAAAAUUAGAACCGUAAUGAGAUAUAUAUAUUAGCCAAAAUCGGUAAAGGUUUUGGGACCAAAA
Molecule: messenger RNA, 663 nt
Organism: Macadamia integrifolia
Lineage: Eukaryota; Viridiplantae; Streptophyta; Magnoliopsida; Proteales; Proteaceae
Product: thioredoxin H-type-like
Exons: 3
Coding region: 125-469 (114 amino acids)
Source: RefSeq, a predicted model, not a curated record